Salvia miltiorrhiza (redroot sage) is the source of this 3205-nucleotide messenger RNA. RefSeq names its product potassium transporter 10-like. Gene Ontology annotation, cellular component: membrane. Bases 811 to 3171 code for a protein of 786 amino acids. Gene Ontology annotation, molecular function: potassium ion transmembrane transporter activity. The transcript has 8 exons. Lineage: Eukaryota; Viridiplantae; Streptophyta; Magnoliopsida; Lamiales; Lamiaceae. The record is from RefSeq and is a predicted model, not a curated record. Gene Ontology annotation, biological process: potassium ion transmembrane transport.
GUUUUUAUUCGAAUCUUGCGAUCCAACCUCAAGAUUUAGGAUUUGUAUUACUCCAUUAUUCAGUCAGUCAAAAAAAUCGAUAAUAUUUAAAAAUCCACGACUGCAAGCCACGUGGCAGUUAGAAAAAUAAGCGACGCUCAGACAUACAGCAAUCGCUCGUGUCAAAUGUGUAUGAUAGAGAGCAAGACUCUGAGAGAGAGAGAGAGAGGAGCUGGGGUCCUCUGUCUCUAGACAUACGUGAAAGCGCAAUCAAAAUUCAGCGAGAGAGUUGGUUCAAGAAAAACUCGAAGUCUGCGCGUCACUGGAUAAAAUCGAAAUCAAAAUCAAAUGAUCUCGUUGUCAGCAGAUGGAAUGAAGAAGUUGGUUUUUGCUAGCUAACUAAAGUUGAAAUUUUGAGGGUAGCCCACUUCAAGUUGCAUCACAGUUGAGUUUCAUUAUAGUGGUGUUCGGAGACGAUGAGGCUUUGGUCUGUUGCUGAAUUUGCUCUUGCAAUGAUUAAUCUAUAGGCUGCUGCUACAGGGUUCUGUGGCUGUUAUUUAGUUGACCCCACAGCAGAAGUCCUUCGCCAGCCUACAACAAUUAAAUCUUGUUACUCCUUUUUAUAUUUUUCUAUACCCCUUUUGUCCUAAUCUUGCCUCCACUUCCUGUUUUCUUGAUCAAGGGUUGGAUUUCCCUUUCCAAGAUUGAAUCUUGAAGCUGACAAAGUUGGUUUCUUUUGGGAUUCUUGAAAUCAAGAAAUUUGAUUUUUUUGGGGAGGAGGGUGGUUGAAUCAUUUAGAAGCUGUUUCUUGAAAUCAUAGAUUGAAUAAAGAUGGCAUCUGGAGUGGAUUUUGAUGAAGGCGGCCAAACGAAAGGGGAGAUGUGGGAUUUGGAGCAGAAACUUGAUCAGCCCAUGGAUGAAGAGGCUGUAAGGCUUAAAAAUAUGUAUAGAGAAAAGAAAUUCUCGUCACUUUUGCUCUUGAGGCUUGCAUUUCAGAGCCUGGGAGUGGUAUAUGGCGACUUAGGAACAUCUCCGCUGUAUGUAUUCUACAAUACUUUUCCUCGUGGAGUAGAUGAUACAGAGGACAUUAUUGGCGCCCUUUCGUUGAUUAUUUACUCUCUCACGCUGAUACCUCUCCUCAAGUAUGUUUUCAUUGUGUGUAGAGCAAACGACAAUGGUCAAGGGGGAACUUUUGCUCUUUAUUCUUUACUUUGUCGGCAUGCUAAAGUGCGAACAAUUCCCAAUCAACACAGGACUGAUGAGGAGCUGACAACUUAUAGCCGAAACACAGUCCACGAGCGUUCUUUUGCUGCUAAGACCAAGACAUGGCUGGAGGCAAACGCGUUUAGAAAAACUUCCCUUCUUAUACUAGUACUUGUCGGGACAUGCAUGGUGAUUGGUGAUGGGAUUCUCACUCCCGCUAUAUCCGUUCUUUCUGCUUCGGGGGGGAUCAAGGUGGACCACCCGAAGAUGAGCAAUGAUGUUGUGGUGCUUGUAGCCGUGAUCAUUUUGGUCGGAUUGUUCAGCAUGCAGCAUUAUGGCACAGAUAGAGUUGGUUGGCUUUUUGCUCCAAUUGUAUUGCUUUGGUUUCUGAUUAUUGGCGGCAUUGGAAUCUACAACAUAUAUAACUAUGAUAGCUCAGUUCUCAAAGCCUUUUCACCCCUGUACAUAUAUCGAUAUCUUAAAAACGGAAAGAAGAAAGGUUGGACGUCCCUUGGCGGGAUCAUGCUCAGUAUCACAGGAACUGAAGCACUUUUUGCUGAUCUUGCUCAUUUUCCAGUUUCUGCUGUACAGCUUGCCUUUACCGUUGUAGUUUUUCCUUGUCUUCUUCUAGCCUACUCUGGGCAAGCAGCAUACCUUAUGCAAAAUCAUGAUCACGUGGCUGAUGCAUUUUAUCGAUCAAUUCCGGAAAGAAUAUACUGGCCGGUUUUCAUUAUUGCGACUUUAGCAGCAAUUGUUGCUAGUCAGGCCACCAUAUCUGCUACAUUUUCGAUAAUCAAGCAGGCCCAUGCCCUUGGCUGUUUUCCAAGAGUCAAAGUUGUACAUACAUCAAAGACGUUUCUCGGCCAGAUUUAUAUUCCCGACAUGAAUUGGAUUCUCAUGGUCCUUUGCAUUGCUGUUACUGCUGGAUUCAGAAACCAGAGCCAAAUUGGCAAUGCUUACGGUACUGCCGUCGUAGUGGUCAUGCUCGUCACCACGCUUCUCAUGACUCUGAUAAUGUUACUAGUCUGGCACUGCCACUGGAUCCUCGUCCUGUUGUUUACAGUGUUGUCGCUAGUGGUGGAAUGCACGUAUUUUUCAGCCGUGCUUUUCAAGGUCGAUCAAGGUGGUUGGGUCCCGCUCGUGAUAGCUGCUGCCUUCCUUGUCAUCAUGUACGUCUGGCAUUAUGGAACACUGAAACGCUACGAGUUCGAGAUGCAUAGCAAGGUUUCACUAGCUUGGAUUCUAGGUCUGGGUCCGAGCUUAGGGCUUGUCCGUGUACCCGGGAUCGGGCUCGUGUACACGGAGCUAGCCAGUGGAGUGCCUCAUAUUUUCUCCCAUUUUAUCACCAACCUACCCGCUAUCCACUCCGUGGUAGUCUUCGUCUGCGUGAAGUACCUUCCGGUGUACACCGUACCGGAGGAGGAACGGUUCCUGGUGAAACGGAUCGGGCCGAAGAGCUUCCACAUGUUCCGGUGCGUUGCAAGAUACGGGUACAAGGACCUUCACAAGAAAGACGACGACUUUGAGAACAAGCUGUUCACGAAUCUUUUCACGUUCGUGAGGCUGGAGACGAUGAUGGAAGGGUGUUCGGACUCGGACGAGUACAGUCUGUACGGGCAGCAGACGGUGCAGUCUAGGGAUAACGGCGAGACUUCUACUCUGAAUCUUGAUUUUACCAUCUCUUCGGUUGAUUCCAUUGUCCCUGCUAGAUCACCUAUGCAUGUGAACACGACGCAUACGUCGUCAGGUCGGGAAAGCGGGCAGACGGAGGGGGAUGAACUGGAAUUUAUGAGGAAUUGUAGGGAUGCUGGGGUGGUUCACAUUCUGGGAAAUACUGUAGUUAUAGCAAGGAGGGAGUCAAGGUUUUACAAGAAAAUUGCCAUUGAUUAUAUAUAUGCUUUUCUUAGAAAGAUUUGCAGGGAGAAUAGCGUCAUUUUUAAUGUGCCUCAUGAAAGCCUUUUGAACGUUGGCCAGGUUUUCUAUGUCUGAUAUUUUUGUUUAAUAAGAGGGAAUUUUUGUUUUA